Molecule: messenger RNA, 984 nt
Organism: Cladophialophora bantiana CBS 173.52
Lineage: Eukaryota; Fungi; Ascomycota; Eurotiomycetes; Chaetothyriales; Herpotrichiellaceae
Exons: 2
Coding region: 1-984 (327 amino acids)
Molecular function (GO): flavin adenine dinucleotide binding; N,N-dimethylaniline monooxygenase activity; NADP binding
Source: RefSeq, a predicted model, not a curated record
AUGACUCCUUUUGGUGUGCUCUCUGAGCUUCGGAUACCGGUUGAACUGUUCAACACAUUUGUUUCUAGCCCACAUAUCCCUGCAGUCUCAAUCAUAUUGUUAGCACCUCGAGACGAUGAAUGGUACUACUGCAUUGAACACUGGUCCUCGACCAGGGAUUGUCGAAGAUCCGCACUCAUUGUUGGUGCAGGCUUUGGUGGGGUCUAUCAACUUCGAAGACUCCGCCAGGAAGGGCACAAAGUAAAAUUGGUUGACUUGGCGUCCGAUUACGGAGGCGUCUGGUACUGGAAUCGGUAUCCUGGUGCGCGCGUCGACAGUGCCAUUCCACUCUAUGAGUUUUCUGAUCCUGAGAUUUGGCGGGAAUGGUCAUGGAGCCAGCGAUUCCCAGGUUCCGAAGAGCUACGUAACUACUUUCAAUUCGUGGCUGAAAAAUGGGAUUUACGACGAGAUACAUAUUUCGACACGCGCGUGACCGCUGCAGAAUGGAACGACAGUAACUCUAGAUGGUUGGUGACUACUGCGGAUGGUAAACGAUUCAAAGUGAAACAAUUUCUCCUGAAUACCGGUUUCGCCGCAAAAAGGCAUAUACCGGACUGGAAAGGUAUCGAAAAGUUCCAAGGAACUUGGGUGCAUCCAUCUUAUUGGCCAAAGGAGGAGCCGGAUCUCCAAGGCAAGAAGGUCGCUGUCAUCGGCACUGGCUCUACUGGUGUUCAACUCGCUCAAGAAAUUAGCAAAGUGGCGGGGCAAUUUGUCCUCUUUCAGAGGACACCAAAUCUAGCUCUACCAAUGAAGCAAAUCGAGUACGUCGGGGAUGAACAAGUAUUUCCAAGAGACAAAUACUCCAAAUUUUUCGGGGGGGGAUUACGCAGUUCGGGGGUCUCUCAUUCGAGUUCAUCAACCGAGCCACAUUUGACGAUACUCCCGAGCAACGACAAAGCUUCUACCAACAACUUUGGGAAGAAGGCGACUUCCACUUCUGGCUAG